Molecule: messenger RNA, 893 nt
Organism: Carassius auratus (goldfish)
Lineage: Eukaryota; Metazoa; Chordata; Actinopteri; Cypriniformes; Cyprinidae
Exons: 5
Coding region: 84-803 (239 amino acids)
Source: RefSeq, a predicted model, not a curated record
ACUUCCUUUCAGUGGCUUGUAGAAAAUAGACCUCUGUUGAUUUCAAAACUCUUAAUUAAAAAUCCACCUUAAAGCCUUUUUGAAUGCAACCAGAUUUCAUCUCAAUGUAUUUCAGGUGUGGAAAUAUCACAAAGAUCAUCCAGCAUCUUAUCUAUCUACUAGUAUGGUGUCAGGCUAUAGAAACGUUAACAGAACUAACAAAUUUGGGACAAAAUGUGUCCAUAAACUGUGAUCUUGAUGAAAAAGAGAUUUAUUGGAUGCUACUGAAACUACCAAAUCGUCCAGUUAUGAUAUUGAGGUUAUUUUCAACUUCACCAACUCCUUUUUACUCUGAUGUAAGAUUCAGACCCAAAUAUUCAGUGCAACCUAGCAAUCGUCUAUUCAUAAAAAAUGUCACUGCUGAUGAGUUAGGCAUUUAUUACUGCAUGACUACAGAAGUACCUCCAAAAUUCAGCGACGGCAUCAGACUUCACAUCACUGAACCAGUUAAAUCACCCGAGUGCCAGAAUCAUACAGUGGUGAAUUAUACUGACCAAAUUCAGCAACUGUGGAUGAUUAUUAUCAUCUUAUCUGGGCUGAUGCAUGGUAUUCUUGUCUUUGUAGCCAUUGGUGUAUGUUGCUACUCUAGAGAAAAAUUAAAACCUAGAGAAACAGAUAUAGAGCAGACUCAGUUUAUACGUCUGGAACAAGAGCCAAAGACAGUGUAUACUGAGGUGGUCUUUUCCUUGAUGCGUGAAGAGUUUGAACAAAAGCAGUGCUUUUCUCCUGCAGCCCAAAUCAUAAACAGGAAAGCAUGUUCUUGACCUUAUAUCAGCAGGUUGCUUUUACUUUUGUUUUAAAUGUGAAGUUCCAAAACAUAUAUUUACUUGCUCAAUUAAUAAAAAAUAACAGAA